Molecule: messenger RNA, 4737 nt
Organism: Trichomycterus rosablanca
Lineage: Eukaryota; Metazoa; Chordata; Actinopteri; Siluriformes; Trichomycteridae
Gene: add2
Product: adducin 2 (beta)
Exons: 15
Coding region: 289-2307 (672 amino acids)
Biological process (GO): barbed-end actin filament capping
Cellular component (GO): postsynaptic density; plasma membrane; cytoskeleton
Molecular function (GO): actin filament binding
Source: RefSeq, a predicted model, not a curated record
CUGGUCCAGGUCCCUGAGAGGGAUGCUCUCUCUCUCUCUCCCCACGGUCUCCUACAUGAGCAGAGCUUUUAGUGGUGAAACAUUAACGAGAAAUAACUCGGUUCCUGUCGGAGGAGAAGGGAAGAACCGGGAUUAACAGCGUUGUUUUUCUGCGCUCGGCUGAGGCAGGUGGGGCGGCCAUACAAAGGCUAAUGUGGAGGAUGCUGUGAGCGUUUAGUUCCAGUUCAGCCCUGUACCUCUCUCUCUCUCUCUCUCUCUCUCUCUCUCGAUUCCUCGCUCUAAAAGAAGAUGAGCGCUUCUUCCACUCCUAAGGGGACGCCGGUGCAGCGUAGCCCGGUGGACGGCGAGUGCGAGGGGAUGGAUUCGGUUCAGUCCCCGCAGCAGAUCACUCCCUCCAGCAGCUCCAAGAAACGCAUCUCCAGCCUCCUGCAGAGCCCUUCGUUUCGGGAGGAGCUGGACACGUUAAUUCAGGAGCAGAUGAUGAAGGGAGGAAGCUCGUCCAGCCUCUGGGCUCUCAGACAGAUCGCCGACUUCAUGGCCUCACACGGCUCUCCUGCUGCGCUGCCAUCCACGAUCAGCAUGGUGACCCCCAUUAAUGACCUGCAUGGGUGGGAUGGGGUUGCCAUGGUGAAGGGGGAGCGACUGAUGCGCUGCAAGUUGGCGAGUGUUCACCGCCUGUUUGACCUGUACGGCUGGACGCAGCUCACCACAGCUCGGCUCACGAUGAGGAUCAGUAAAGAGCAGGAGCACUUUCUGGUUCUACCAGAAGGCCUGACCUAUGCAGAGGUCACCACGUCCAGUCUGGUGAAGGUGAAUAUCCUGGGUGAUGUCAUCGACCAGGGCAGUACCGCGUUAGGAGUGGAUGUUUCUGCAUUCAGCCUGCACUCAGCCAUCUACUCCACCCGCCCCGACGCCCGCUGCCUUCUACACCUCUACACCCCUGCUACCGCUGCUGUAUCAGCCAUGAAAUGUGGCCUCCUCCCGCUCUCCCAUGAGUCUUUGCUUGUGGGCGAGGUGGCUUAUUAUGACUAUAAUGGCGUGAUGGAGGAGGAGGAGGACCGCGUGAACCUGCAGAAGAGUCUGGGACCCACGUGCAAGGUCCUGGUCCUGAGGAACCACGGCUUCGUGGCUCUUGGGGAAUCAAUGGAGGAAGCCUUCUACACCAUCUACCACAUCCAGGCUGCCUGUCAGAUCCAGGUGUCGGCGCUGUGUUGUGCCGGAGGAGAAGAGAACCUCAACUUGCUGGAUCGGAGCGUACACAAACCAAACACCACCGGUACUGUAGGCUGGGCUGGAUCCACGUUCGGACCCAUGCACAAAAACCGACAGGGAGAGCACGAGUUUGAGGCGCUCAUGAGGACCCUGGAUAACCUGGGUUACCGUACCGGCUACGCCUACCGUUUCCCGGUCCUGCUGGAGCGCUCCAGGACCCGCAGAGAGGUGGAAGUACCAGCCACGGUCACUUCAUUCAGCUUUACCGAGGAGGGGAAGCUCCAGUCACGCCUCCAACCUCACGCUCACAAGCAGCAGCAGGAGAGAACAAGAUGGCUGAACACACCCAACUUUUACCACAAGGUCAACACGGACCAGGCCAGCCCUGGGCAUCGCACCACGUGGCAGCGGACAGAUGAAGUGACCCAAAGUGGUGGGACGGCCAUACGGAUCGAGAACCCCAACCAGUUUGUUCCUCUGUUUACCAACCCAAAGGAAGUGCUGGAAACCAGAAACAAGAUCCGAGAGCAGAAUCGCCAGGAUAUGAAGACAGCAGGACCUCAGUCGCUGUUAUUAGCCAGUGUGAUCACAGAAAACAGCCCACCGUCCCCAGAGGUGCAGCCUCCUUCGACCCCUGAACCGGAGCCACCGAACCCGUUCAAUGAGCUGACGGACGAGAAGCUAGAAGAAUACCGCAAAGAGGUCCAGAAGAAACAGCUCGGCCAGGAUGACGGGGAGGAGGCGAUGAAUGAUACGGGGACUCCUCCCCCUGCUACCUCACCUGCUACCUCUCCAACAAAAAGCCCCUCACCUGCUAAACCCCCCGCCUCAGAUGAGAAACCCGUGGACGCGGUACAGAACGGAAAGGAGGAGAACGAGAAGCAGCAGGAGGAGCUGGAGAAAGGAAUGAAGGCUCUCUCCACCACCGACACGUCAGAGAGCGCUCCGGUCCCGCCCACCUCCACGCCCGCCAAACCCGCGGGCAACACUCCGGAGGGUUCGCCCUCCAAAUCGCCCUACAAGAAGAAGAAGAAGUUCAAAGCUCCGUGCUUCAUGAAGAAGAACAAGAAGCUGAAGGAAAAGGCCGAAACCUGAGCUCGCACACAUAAACACACGGCAACACAAUUCAGUCGUUCAUUACAGUCCAAACCUUCGACUAUCGACCAUCACAGCUGCACACACACACACACACACACACAGGGCUGGAUGUACUAAGCUUUUUGUCAGAAACUGCUGCACUGCAAGAUGCAAAUUGCGCUUCUCUCCCUCUUUCACAUGCAAAUAAGGGAGAAUCACUCAAGUACAACGUAAAAUAUUUCAUUCUAUCUAUUAAAUUAUGUCAUUUAAAGUCAUUUUUGCCUCCCAAAACUAGAUGUAAAUACUACAACUACAGCUGUAUUGCUGGGAGUGGUUGCCAGAUCUUUGUUUAUUCAGUAGAAAUAGGAUCCCUUGUAAAUUUGAGUUGGGUUUGAUUUUUCAGAUUAUGAUUUGCACAUUUCAUGGGGAUGAGGUUGUUUAAAAUAAUGAAACAUAAAUUUGCAGCCAUCGUUUUAUCUCACGAUAAAACUAUUCAUUUUUAACAUUCAUGUUCUUUUUUUUCUAUUUUAUUUAUGCAGUCGAGGUGGGUAUAUUGCUGCUCACGCCUCCGACCCGCGCGCAGCCCUUAACGGAACCCUUUUUCACCCAUGCUCUCUGCACAGGCGCCUCUCUAUCUGCCAAUCAGGGUCCUUACACAGCGUUUGAAGACCCCACCCACAUAGUCCGGUCAUCCCGCCCUAGCAGAAUCAUGUCUGCUGCAGGCACUGCCGAUUAUGCCGGCUAGAUGGCGCCCAGCCGACCGGUGGCAACGCUGAGUUUCGAACCGAGGAGUUCAGAAUCUCUGCGAUGGUGUGCUAGUGGAAUAUCCCACUGCACCACCUGGAUGCCUUAACACGUGUGUUCUUGAGUAAAAAAUAUUUAUGCAGUAAACUGGUCUACUUAUAUUUAAUAUUGUAACAUAAUUUGAGACCAUUUUAGAAACUAUUCAGGGAAAAUAACGUUGCUUCUUUACUGGACAUCACGUAUAUCUGUCAGCCCUGAUCCUACCGACAUGUACCGACAUGCAAAGAUUUUGAAGAUGAAAUUGAUUGAUUGUUUGAUUUACAUUAUUAAUCCCCGAAGGGAAAUUGCAGUGUUACAGCAGCAGUUCACAAUUAUCACAAGCAUCACACAACGACACGUCAAUGUGGUGCGAGGAAAUAAAAAAUAAAAGUUAAAAGUAAUGUAAUGCAAAAAUAAGAUAUUAAAAUCUAAAAAAAAUAACAAUAUUAUAAUUAGAAUAUAAGAACAUCUAACAAAGAACAAAGCCUAAAAGAGAAGCUAAUCAAAUACUACAUAUAUGGACAUGAACCAGUUUAUUCUACAGUAUAUUGUUGUUUUUUUAUCAGUCGCUUUUAUCCAAAGUGACGCACAACUUUGAAGGGUUAAGGGUCUUGCUCAAGGGCCCAACUUGGUAGUGUUGGGGCUCAAACCAACAACCUUUGGAUAAAUAGUCCAGCUACUACUGCCCAAGUGGCAUCUGGGCAGAUUUAUCUGUAUCAAAUAGCACGUUGUAGUCUAGUGGUUAAAAUACUGGACUAGUAAUCAAAAUGUCACUGGUUUAAGCCUCACGACUGCCAGGUUGCCGCUGUUGGGCUCUUAAGCAAGGCCCUUAACUCUCAUUUGCUUAGACUGUAUACUGUCACAGUGCUGUAAGUCGCUUUGGAUAAAAGUGUCUGCUAAAUCUGUACUGUGUGCCUCAAGCAGAGCGCAAUUAGUAGCUGGUAUCAAGUACGAUUUGCAUAUUUAGCUACAUCUUGAGUGAAUUGAACAGUAAUGCCAAAGUGCAUCUUUGUACAUCUAGCCCUCAGUCUUAAUGUGUGUGUUUUGUGAGCUGAAACUAAUUUCUCAUUCCAACCCGUGACCUCAAUCAGACUAACCCUCGACGACCAGAAUUUAACAAAUAAACGAUGACCCCCUCCCCACCUCGCUUCAGAUGAAUAUUGCACUUAGUACAAGCGUAUAGAAAAGAAUGUGGCAUGAAGUCGGCGCUGAUCGUUCAUAUUUGUUAUGUUUAAUUCUUCGCUGAUGGUCAUAGUGCACAUUAUUGUAUGAAGUGUAUUCGUGUCCUUUCUAUUUAAAUCUGGCUUCCUGUUUUGUUUACAUUUAUACGAUCACUCACUUCUCAUCUGUGUAAGAAAACAGAACAGCAAAUAUCGCAAAUAUGAUUAAAAAAUCAACUAAAAUACCAAAUCAAUGAUUCUGGCUUGUAUAUGCAGUGAACGCAUUUUCGAAUGCACUGAAACAUUCCACUUCUUCAGUUUGUUGUACAGUCGAUUGAUAUUUUUUGUAUUUUUUUGCAGUUGUAAUUAUUUAUAUUAUCACUAUAAUUAUUAUUUAAUUGCCUUCGUGUGCAUAUGUGCUGGUUUUCAGGAUUGAAUCAUGUCAUGUUAGAACGUAAAGUGAUAAACACUAGGUUGUACCGAUCAUUAAAAUGAAGUAAAAAAA